Messenger RNA from Danio aesculapii, 821 nucleotides. It is a transcript of the gene anapc10, whose product is annotated as anaphase promoting complex subunit 10. The coding region runs from base 180 to 737 and encodes 185 amino acids. Gene Ontology annotation, biological process: protein K11-linked ubiquitination; anaphase-promoting complex-dependent catabolic process. Lineage: Eukaryota; Metazoa; Chordata; Actinopteri; Cypriniformes; Danionidae. Gene Ontology annotation, cellular component: anaphase-promoting complex. The transcript is spliced from 5 exons. The record is from RefSeq and is a predicted model, not a curated record.
GGGACGCGACCAAAACCACAUCUGACGUGAUCAAAACGCGUCAGUCCCGGGUAAUCGCAAACUGCAGUGUUUACGGUUUUAUAUGACGAUUUUAAAUGAAAAGUACUGCAAACGUACGCUAGCCGUGGAAACAAAAUCACAGAGACAAAGUUGACGGACUGUUUCCGAGUGUCGAAGCAAUGGGAACCGCCACUAAAACUCCUCCAGGAGCAGACCCUAAACAGCUAGAGCGCACAGGAACCGUCCGAGAGAUUGGGUCACAAGCUGUUUGGUCACUGUCCUCGUGCAAACCAGGGUUUGGAGUGGACCAGCUGAGGGAUGAUAAUCUGGAAACGUACUGGCAGUCUGACGGCUCUCAGCCUCAUCUAGUGAACAUUCAGUUCAGGAGGAAGACCACUGUAAAGAUGCUUUGCAUUUAUGCUGAUUACAAAUCGGAUGAAAGUUACACCCCCAGCAGGAUCUCGGUGCGCGUCGGAAACAACUUCCACAACCUGCAGGAGAUCCGGCAGCUGGAGAUGGUGGAGCCGAGCGGCUGGAUCCACAUCCCUCUGCUAGACCUGGUCAACAAUCCCAUCAGGACCUUCAUGAUUCAGAUUGCGGUGCUGGCAAACCAUCAGAACGGACGAGACACACACAUGCGGCAGAUUAAAGUCUACACACCCGUGGAGGAGAGCUCCAUUGGCAAAUACCCACGAUGCACCACUGUUGACUUCAUGAUGUACCGCACCAUCAGAUGACAGCAAUAAAUGUGUUUGUGAAGAGAAUCGUAUGAAAAGUACAUGCGCAAAUCUACAGGAAAUAAAUGUGUUUUUUUUAUGACA